Nelumbo nucifera (sacred lotus) is the source of this 4193-nucleotide messenger RNA. Its product is annotated as pentatricopeptide repeat-containing protein At1g59720, chloroplastic/mitochondrial-like. Lineage: Eukaryota; Viridiplantae; Streptophyta; Magnoliopsida; Proteales; Nelumbonaceae. Gene Ontology annotation, biological process: RNA modification. The record is from RefSeq and is a predicted model, not a curated record. Gene Ontology annotation, molecular function: zinc ion binding; RNA binding; protein binding.
UCCUGAAUCCGUUAACGUAAAGCCAUUGAAGAUUCAACCUGCUCAAAACAAUUCAUAGGAUCCACCGGAUUAAAGGUCGCUUGGCCAUAAGAAGCACUGCAAAGGCUGAUCAGGGGAUGUUCGAAUACAGAGCCAGAAGAUCUCCUGCUGCAUCUAAAGAGCACCACUCCAUAAAUGCUGGAUAAAACUGCCAUCAAUUUUAGUGGUAGAAAAGCUCAUUGUUUGGUUUUUCACACUGCAAUUUUGGUGCUCUGUUCACCUGAAGGACUACUCCCUUCAUUUCUCGGAACAACCUGCUGGCAUGGUCAUGGUCAAUAGCAUCAGUGGGAUAAACUGAUAUAUACCCAUUUCGUUUUUAUUUUGAUUUGAUUUUAUUCUUUUCAGUCUGUUCUUUGUUUGGGUUACUUGUUCCACCUAUUCCAUGACAUUAGUCGGGUCACUGUUCUAACAGGGGAGACGUCCGAAACCUUUACAUACGAGAUAUGAGCUUUGUCGUCCCCCUCUCUACCAGAAAAACCCCACAAGAAGAAGAGCUCGAACAAGAGGCAUACAUUGAUUUUUUAAUCCAAAAAUGUUCGAACAUGCGUAUUGUGCACCAAAUCCACGCCCAUUUUCUAGUACAGGGCCUCCCCUCCACCACCUUAUCUUACGCUCUGAACAAGAUCGUGGGCUUUUGUGCCCUCUCGCCUGUUGGGGACAUUGAUUAUGCCCGAAGUGUGUUUUCUCGGAUUCGAAACCCAAGCAUAUUUUCUUGGAAUUGCUUGAUCAGGGGUUGUUCCCUUCUGGAAAUCCCAUCUAAAGAGCCGUUCUUUUUAUUCAAAAGGUUGAUUCAAAGGGGUUACCCUAGUCCGAACAGCUUCACCCUGGCAUUUGUCCUCAAGGCGUGUUCAAUAGUUUCGGCUUUUAGUGAAGGACUGCAGAUCCAUUCCCAUGUUCUGAGAUCCGGGCUCGGUUCGAGUCAGUUCAUACAAACUGCACUCGUCAAUUUUUAUGCAAAAUGUGAGGAGAUUCGGUUUGCUAGAUGUGCGUUUGAUGAAAUUCCUGAGAGGAAUUUAGUCGCUUGGAGCACCAUGAUUAGUGGGUAUACUAAAACUGGGCUGGUUAAUGAAUCUUUGAGUUUGUUUAGGGAAAUGCAAAAGACAGAGAUUAGUCCGGAUAAGGUUACCAUGGUCAGUGUACUUUCUGCUUGUGCUGCUGCUGGGGCAUUGGGCUUGGGAAGAUGGGUCCAUGCAUUUAUUGAUAAGCAUAUGAUUAAUGUCGAUCUUGAACUCGGUACUGCACUUUUUAACAUGUACACUAAGUGUGGGUGCAUUGAGAAAGCACGGGAAUUAUUUGAUGGGAUGCCUAUGAGAGAUACCAAAGCUUGGAGCUCGAUGAUCAUGGGCUUGGCAAUUCAUGGCCUUAAAGAGGAUGCUUUACAUUUCUUUUCUCAGAUGGUAGAAAUGAAGGUUAAGCCUAAUAAGGCAACCUUUGUUGGUGUUUUAUCUGCUUGUGCUCAUGGUGGGCUGGUAGCUGAAGGUUGGAGAUAUUGGUCAUGCAUGCUCAAGCUUGGAAUUGAACCAUCAAUUGAGCAUUAUGGUUGCAUGGUUGAUCUGCUAUGUCGCGUUGGCCUUGUUGAAGAAGCAUGCACUUUUGUUGAAGCCAUGCCCAUAUCACCAAAUCCAGUAAUUUGGAGGACAUUACUUGUAGGAUGUAGGAAGAGUGGUCUUUUGGAUAAAGGGGAGAUUAUCGCAGGGCAGCUUCUUGAACUGGAGCCUUUGAAUGGGGAGAAUUACAUUCUUUUAUCAAAUAUGUAUGCAUCAAGUUCACAGUGGGAGAAAGCGAAAUAUGUGAGGAAGAAGAUGAAGGACAAUGGCCUGAAGUUGGUUCCUGGUUGCAGUUCAAUAGAGAUUGAUGGUUUUAUACAUAAGUUUGUGAUGGCUGAUGGAUCCCACCCAGAGACAAAGGAGAUAACUAGACUUUUGGAGGAUAUAUCUGAUCGCAUUCGUCAUGCUGGGCAUGAGCCAUGUACAUCAGAUGUUCUACAUGAUGUGAGUGAUGAAGAGAAAGAAAAUGCUCUUUUUGAGCACAGUGAAAGGUUGGCUAUUGCUUAUGGAUUACUAAAGACAAAGGCUCCUGUGGUGAUUCGAGUGGUAAAGAACUUAAGGUUCUGUGGGGAUUGCCAUGAGGUGACAAAAUUAAUCAGUAAAAUAUAUGAGCGGGAGAUCAUUGUCAGGGACCGAGUUCGGUUUCACAGAUUCAUUGAUGGAGCCUGCUCUUGUAAGGAUUUUUGGUGACUUAUCCUAUGAAUCUUCUGAAUAUCUUAGAGUGGGGAAAGCUCCAGAAGGUAAAGCCCCAUACCAACAUAUAUGGAUAAAAUGUCCUAUAUGCAUGGCCAUCUCCUCAGACUGUGUUCAUGUCAAACUAAAUUCUAACCAUCAGAAUGAGUGAAAUCUUGUCGAAAACAUUAUCAGUUGACCCCUCCAUAGGUGUGCUGAGUAGAUGGAAUAGAAGUAUGUUUGGAAAUAUCUUCACUGAAGAAAGGAGGUUGUGGCAAGAAUUGGUAAUGUUACAAGCUGCUGAACAAUCAAUUUAAUUGUUAGAUGGGCAAAAGAACAAGAAGAAAGAAAGAGUGAAUUCUGAAUGUUAUCGUUGGUACCACAUGCAGAGGGAAGCACAAAUGCAUGUAUAGUUGGUGCAGCAUAUAUCAAUGGAGAUUGAAUGAUGUCAAAAUUCAGUUAACAGUGCAUACAAUGGAAACACAUUCAAUAAUUGAUGUUGUUGGUAGGUUGAUGAUCUGCAUGAAUAGAACAAGUGAGCAAAAACAGAUUCCUUUCUGGUUUGGGCUUUGUUUUUUGCAGCUUUCAAAAUUCAGAUCUUUUGUCCAAAGCAGCAGACCUUAGAUGUUGGCAUUUUAGUACAAACUACAAACCAACAAACUUUAGACAUUGCCAUUUCAGUAUUUUCUGCUCCAUAUCAACUCAAAAAAACAUUGUAAAUAUAUGCAUCCAUGAUCAUUCACAACCCCAUCAGGUUUUUCCAUUGCCACAAGAUUCCAACAUCUAAUAUACAUACUAACAACAAAAUGGGUGUACAACAGCGUGCUCUCCUUGCAACAAAUGGUAUCUGCACAUAGGAAGGGUAUGGAGCGUGGAAGGUUGCUCCCCCUAGCCUUUAUGAUCCCUAGACAUGGUAUUCAUAUAGUGAAUGUGAGGUUAUCCCCCUUAGUGUUAUUAUGUCUGCACAUGGGAUGUUUGUCGAGUGUGUUAAAUACCCUUUCGGUUCUUUUCCUGCCUAUGUCCUCGGAACUCUAUCCUCUACUCUUUUUGAAGUUCUCUAAACCCUACUUGCUUCUUUUUUCUCAGGUGAAACCCUAACUUACAUUCUUCUGUGCUUUUCGAAACCCUAUCUUGUCUUUCAUGUGUCUGUUUCUCCCCUUUUGUUGUGCUCUCCUUGGCWCCCAAGCGUUUGUUUCUUCCUUCUUGUCCUGUUCUCUUACUUUGUGGCGUUCCAGGUCUUGUGCAUGGUGACUGGUAGGGCAUUGUGCUUUCCUCCUGUUGAAGGUACAUUGGUUUCUACUGUGACAUGUUUUUUAGGUGUUUUGGUUCAUUGAUUUUUAGAUGUGUUUUUUAAUGUUUUGGAUUUUGGAGUUUAUUGAUAGUUUUGUACAUAUGGGAAAAAAGUCACUGGCCGGCUUCACCUUCUCUCUAAAACCCUAUCUUUCCAUUGGUCUUUUCACCAUUUGUCACUGGCGGAUUUUGCCCCCUUAUCUUUGGAAAGAUUCAGUAUUCAUCACCAGUUGUUGCUGUUGCCAUUGCAUCUGUACGUUCAUGCAUGCGAAGUUUAUUUGACCCUUGAAAGAGAAAUCCUAGAUUUCACAUGUGCUCCCCUACCAGGCCCACCCCAUGUGGGAAAUGUCUUCCAACCUUCUUGAAAGCUAUAUCGAGCAUUUUUGCCCCUCCCAUUCUCUUCCCCCUUCUUUUCCCCCUUGUGUCUAUCAUGGGAGUUAGGCUUGGAUUUUUUGGAACAUUUCUGGUGAGGUUUCUUUGUUGUCUCUCUGGGUGUCUGGAGAAGUCUUCUAGAGCAAAAAUCUUUCCUUUUCCUUCUGUGUCACAAGUUACUACAUCGAGUAUUGCUUCUUCAUCAGGUAAUUGCUUUUUUCAAAGAUGGUGCUCAUGAAGGUUCAGUCGGUGAAAAGGUGGAUUUCCAUUGUA